AUGGCCCCUAAGUUCCUGAAAGGGGUGACAGGAGAGAAGCUGCAAGCGAAUGAGUGGGCUCCCGAGGGAAAUGAAGCGAAGGAGGAUCUGAACUUUGGGAAAUCCUCAGGACCCAGGAGGACUUCUUGGCAGGACAAAGCCAAGGUGAAACUCCUCCUACUUCUGGCUCUUCUAUUUGGGGCAGUUUCAGCUCUUCAUCUGAGGACUGAAACAUCCAAGUUUGAGAGCCCCUUGGGAGAUGAGACCCUGCCUCAGGAUGGGGAGAUGCCAGAACAUGAGGCAAUGGAGGCUCCUGUGGAGGGACUGAUGCUGCCAGAGGAAGAGGAGGAAGGGUGCUCUGGAAGUGAAGACGCCCCUGAGGAAGAGGAGGCUGUCAAGUCUGCCUCUGCCCUAGGUGAGGUGUACGAGGACUUUCAGUGUCCUAAGGAAGAGGAGACAGUAAAACUGGUGGGCAUCCCUGGAUACAAAACCAGCUGCUUUCUUGUAGUUAGUACGCCUAUGAUGUAUAACCAAGCUCAGCAUACUUGCCAGACGAAGUACUGGGGCAACCUCAUUUCCAUCCAUGACAUCCACUUUAACUACUGUAUCUGGCACUCAGUCAAAGACAUCAACCAGGGUCAAGUCUGGAUUGGAGGCUCCAUCGCAGGCUCGGGUCACUCCAGGCAGUUUUACUGGAUGGACGGCAGUGCUUGGAACUUUUGGUACUGGGCUCCCAGACAACCUUCUACCCAUACUGGCAACUGUGUGUCCUUGGAUACCCAUGGAGGCUACUGGAGCCUAAAUCAGUGCAACAGGUUGCUCCCGUUCAUCUGUUCCUACUGA
This is a messenger RNA of Ceratotherium simum simum (southern white rhinoceros), 822 nucleotides long. NCBI's taxonomy places the organism in Eukaryota, Metazoa, Chordata, Mammalia, Perissodactyla, Rhinocerotidae. The record is from RefSeq and is a predicted model, not a curated record.